AUGGCUACGCAAAUUGUGUUGGUCCCUCGGAAGCUUCAGCAGCGAACUCCCUCGAUGCGCGAUGGUUUGUCUCGGGAGUUGGAAAUAUCUCAACGCAUUUACGGCUGUCACCUCAUCCAAAGGGCAGGGGUUCUGCUGCGUCUUGAAGCGGUCACAGUGGCCAGCGCACAAACCAUUCUACAUCGCUUCUACUACAGGAAGAGUCUGAAAAAAUUCGACGUCAGGCUGGUGGCCACUUCAUCUCUGCUGCUCGCCUGCAAAUUGGAAGAGGACCCGCGACGCGUGAGAAGUUUAAUUGAUAUCGUGCAACUCCUGGCGAAGGCAGAAGAUGCGAAUACUCAAAUCACACAAGACAACAUUGACCAGUUUCUUAUUGACCAUGACUCUCCGGAGUUUGAAAUGAUAAGAGCGGAGACGUUUCGUUGCGAGCGAUAUAUCUUGAGGGAAUUAGGGUUCAUGGUAUCCCAAACCCUCGUGCACCCCCACCGCUACAUCCUGCAGUACAUCCAUGCACUGUGUAAAGGGGACUAUAUCCCCACAAACAGGCUUUCGCAGAUCGCAUGGGGCUACCUAAACGACAGCAUGCGGACAACGUUGUGCUGUGAAGUUCAGCCGGCAGUGGUGGCAGUGGGGAGUAUAUUUUUGGCUGCGUGUGACCUCAAUAUUCAUUUGGCGAAGGAAACGGGGUGGUAUGAACUGUUUGACGUUACGUGGGAGGAUGUUCUGAAGGUGUGCACCCGCAUUCUUUCAUUGUACAAGAGAGCUCCUCCUAAGUACACGAAACUGGCGGAGACAAGGACCCCCCCACCGGCCAAACAGGAAACCGCGACAGAUGCGAAGGUGGAGACAGGGGAAGACAACUCCCUUACUUCAACCGCGCCACCUGCAGCUGCUGCUGGAGCCGAUAAUGCACCAGCAGCAGAAGCAGUCGGGGCGACAGUAGCAUCAACAGCCGCGGGGACAACGACAGGAGGAACAAAUUCGAGCAGCGCAGCACAAGCCACGACAGACAAGACUGAAGAGGAGGAUAUGCAGCUUGAUUCCGUUGAUAAAGACAAGCUGCAAGAUGCUAAAGAAAGCAACGCACCUACAAGAGAAACAGACACAAGGGGAGGGAACGAUGUGCCACAACAGCGGCAAACAGACGUCCCGGAAGCGCGUCCUUCCGCCGCAGGGGGCAGUCGUGAGGGAUUCAGCAGCCACCGUCGUGAGCUGCGGGAGGGUACCUCCGCUGACAGACGGCCCUCUAAAGAGGAGAGGGUUCCUCGGGAUUCUCUGCACGAAUCACGGGAAACUCGCCACAGGAUGAGGGCCACUGACAACUACCGAAAUGGACAUCGAGGAGGGCGGGAGGAAGGCCGCGACCCUUUAAGUCCACGACGCGCGGAUUACCGAGACAGCCCACUGCACUAUUCAUCUUCCUCACGCGAAAGCAAGUGGGAGCGGUUUGGUCAUCGGGACAGGUACGAAUCCCAUUCUGGGUCAUUCAGAGACAGGGAAAGGAGGCGGUACCCAGAUAGCAAUCCAUCUUUCGACUCCGCACGGGAUAGAGGGGAGGCCGAUGGGGGAAGAGGUGGGGGCAGACCCUCAGCUAAGAGGCCUUCGCGCCGCGACUCGCCUGGAAGAGCCUCCCACAGGCCCCUCAAGUUAUCUUCUGGGAGCGACUCGAAGCGUCUCUAA
This is a messenger RNA of Eimeria maxima, 1680 nucleotides long. Its product is annotated as cyclin, putative. The transcript has 6 exons. Gene Ontology annotation, biological process: regulation of transcription by RNA polymerase II. NCBI's taxonomy places the organism in Eukaryota, Apicomplexa, Conoidasida, Eucoccidiorida, Eimeriidae. The coding region runs from base 1 to 1680 and encodes 559 amino acids. The record is from RefSeq and is a predicted model, not a curated record. Gene Ontology annotation, molecular function: cyclin-dependent protein serine/threonine kinase regulator activity. Gene Ontology annotation, cellular component: nucleus.